CCAAACUGUUACUUCCAUGAUGAAGUUGCUGGACGAGCUGAGCCAUUUAAUUGGAACGAUGAUUCUUGAUGGUUAUGGUUUGGGAGAGAAAUUAGAGUCAAUAAUGGAAUGUGAGACACUUCUAAGGAUAAUGAGAUGCGAAACUAAUUCCACAUCUGGGGAAUCUGUGAAAGGGUUGGCAGCUCAUACUGAUAAAGUAUUGUUUACAUUCCUCUGUGAAGAUCAAGUUUCAGGUCUUGAAGUUGAAACCAAGGACGGGCAAUGGAUUAAAUUGUCUCCAUCUCCUACCUCUUUCAUCUUUAUUGUUGGAGAUCUCCUAAAGGCCUGGAGUAAUUGCAGAAUGCAUGCUGUGAAUCAUAGGGUGAUGAUGACUGGAGAUAAAGAGCGUUAUUCUUUCGGAGUUUUUGCAGUUCCCAUGGAUGCAAGCAAUAUCAAGGCACCAAAACAGCUUGUUGAUGAAGAACAUCCCCAAGUGCUCAAAGAGUUCCGUUACAAGGAUUAUCUCGAUUUCACCUAUUCGGAGAAGGCAAGGUCCAUAGACUAUCAUAUGCACAUGCUCGCAUUUGCAGGGAUGUAGAACUUAACUUGUUGGCGAUGACAUGAUCAGUACUAGUAGUAUUUGGUUUAUACAAGCAUGCAUGUAAAAUCAAGCUCUACUUUGGCUUAAUUAAUACU
Molecule: messenger RNA, 675 nt
Organism: Juglans microcarpa x Juglans regia
Lineage: Eukaryota; Viridiplantae; Streptophyta; Magnoliopsida; Fagales; Juglandaceae
Product: probable 2-oxoglutarate-dependent dioxygenase AOP1.2
Exons: 2
Coding region: 17-577 (186 amino acids)
Molecular function (GO): dioxygenase activity
Source: RefSeq, a predicted model, not a curated record